AUGGCGUUCCGCUUUCCUUCAGCUAGUGAAGAUGUUUCACCACUGGCACAACCGCUACGCUUCGAGUUCAGCCAGAAGGUAGCAUCCAAUCGAUUCUUGAAAGCCUCAAUGACCGAGAAGCUCAGUUCCUGGGAUCCUCAGAAGAAAGAGGCUCGGGGAAUUCCCUCAACAGAGAUACACAACGUGUACCAGCGAUGGGGAGAAGGAGGCCUCGGGCAUAUCUUGACUGGCAAUAUCAUGCUGGCAUAUGACCAACUUGAAGCAGCUGGCAACCUCAUCAUUCCUACAGAUGCUCCAUUCGAGGGACCGCGUUUUGAGGCCUUCGUCAAGCUCGCUUCUGUUGCAAAGGCACAUGGUAGCCUUAUUACUGGACAGGUCACACACCCAGGACGACAAGUCGACCAAAGAAUCCAGCCUAAUCCCGUCUCUGCCAGUGAUAUUCAUCUCCAAGGUAAAGUUCUUGGACUUGAGUUUGCCAAACCUCAUCCUGCUUCCCAGGAAGAGAUAAACGAGAUUGUGCGCAGCUUCACCUUUGCAGCACAGUACCUCCACCGAGCCGGCUUUGACGGUAUUGAGCUGCAAGGUGCUCACGGUUACCUACUUUCUCAGUUUCUCUCGCGAACGACCAACCUCCGGACAGAUGCAUAUGGCGGUAGCCUGAGAAACCGCGCUCGUCUCAUCAUGGAGAUUGCCCAAGCUAUUAGGGCAAAUACACCCUCAGACUUCAUUUUGGGAAUUAAAAUCAAUAGUGUGGAGUUUCAAUCAGGUGGAUUUACAGUGGAAGAAGCAAGAGAGCUCUGCCACAUGCUCGAAGAGGCAACCUUUGACUUUGUUGAACUCAGUGGUGGCACAUACCAGGCAAUGGCUUUCAAGCACCAACGCGAGUCAACAAGAAAACGAGAAGCAUUCUUCCUUGAGUUUGCGGCCAUGAUUGUGCCUGCACUGCACAAGACAAAAACGUACGUUACCGGAGGUUUCAGGACUCUCCAUGGGAUGCUAGAUGCUUUGAAAACGGUGGAUGGUGUCGGUCUUGGUCGGGUGGUCGCACAGGAAUUCAGCCUGAGUAAAGACAUGCUGAAUGGUACCAUCACUGGUGCCAUUGACCCAAAGGUAGAUCAAAAUGACUUUGCUUUGACCAAUAUCAUUGCAGGCAGCCAGAUCCGGCAAGUGGGAAAAGGACAAGAUCCGAUUGAUAUGAGCCGAGAAGAAAAUGUGCAAAUAUUUCUCAAGGCGAUGAGCACCUGGGCUCAACGGAUGGCAGGGGAUGUCCAGACAAUGAAUUUGUACGGCUAUGUUGACUUGGACUUGUAG
Trichoderma gamsii is the source of this 1311-nucleotide messenger RNA. RefSeq names its product NADH:flavin oxidoreductase/NADH oxidase. Gene Ontology annotation, molecular function: FMN binding; oxidoreductase activity. The record is from RefSeq and is a predicted model, not a curated record. Bases 1 to 1311 code for a protein of 436 amino acids. Lineage: Eukaryota; Fungi; Ascomycota; Sordariomycetes; Hypocreales; Hypocreaceae. The transcript has a single exon.